Messenger RNA from Verticillium dahliae VdLs.17, 5052 nucleotides. RefSeq lists its product as uncharacterized. NCBI's taxonomy places the organism in Eukaryota, Fungi, Ascomycota, Sordariomycetes, Glomerellales, Plectosphaerellaceae. The transcript has 6 exons. Gene Ontology annotation, cellular component: membrane. The record is from RefSeq and is a predicted model, not a curated record. The coding region runs from base 1 to 5052 and encodes 1683 amino acids.
AUGGCCACUCCCUACUGGGGCGCCUUGCCCAAGGGUCCAAGUACCGCCCGCCGCGUCUCUGGUGAUGAUCAGGUCCUCAACGACCAGCCACCGCUAAACCACAUGGAUCCCUUCUCUAGCUCGAGUGCCCCCCAACAACAACCUCGACGAGACCGCGCCUCAGUCCAGACAGCACGCACUGGCUAUACUGAAGCUCCCACCGAGUCUACCUUGAGCCCCUUUGUCUCACCUACGAGGUCAAGCUUCGCACCGCAAGGACUGGCGCCGCGGCCUCCAACCCUACCCUACGGCUCGUCUGAAUACGCCGACGAGUUUGCCGAGAAGCGACAGCGCCGUCGAAGCUUGAAGAACGAAGAACAGAUCGACAGGACAGUUGGACCCACGCCACCUGCUGCGCCUGACGUCCCUCGAGCUCCUCCCGUGAGCUAUCGUCAGCCGUACACCCAGAGCGUCCAACCUGCCGGACCUCUGGCACCCCAGCGUCAAAACGUCCCUCCCGUCGAUAUCGACGACAUGGAGCCCGAGGCCUACUACAAGGCGGAUGGCCAGCAAAACUACCCGCGCACUGAGCGUUCACAAGGAGCCUCACGCCCGGCUGGUCCGCCCAGAGAUGCCCGACAUGGGAGGAGGAAAUCCUCGGCGACGAACACUGUACCCCUCAAUGGUGCUGGGGAAGCAUUGGAUUCUGCCAACCAGCCCACCAGGAUACCAACUGGUCGGAAGGUCUCUACAGACAUCCGCUCGCCCCUCCAGCAUCUCGAGACUGUGCUCAGCAAGGAGGAGAAGCGUGCUCGCAUGGAAGCCGCUGAACAGAGGGUACGAGCGAAAGCGAAUGCCGAUCCAAAGUUGCUGCAGCCGAUCGCGCAACGAACGCAGCCCCGACAGCCCAGGCCACAACCACAGCAAGCCCUAGUACAGCAACCACAGCAAGUCCGAUUCAGCAACGAUCGGGACCCAGACAUUUAUGAAGACACCCCGCCUCGUGGUCCUCCACAGGUAAACGCUGUCGCGGCAGCCCCGGCAGCCGCAGGCUCCCGAGGAUAUCUUCCUCAAAGUGCCCCAGAAGACGGAAAGUAUCAGUCUACCGCCUCUCAGCAAAACCGUAGACCUUCCGAGCCCGCGUACCCCGAUGUGCACCAAACUCAGGAACACAAUUCAGGAAUCCCUCAGCGCAAUCUCAGUUUCCGUGAUCGAGCGCAGAAGGAUGACCUGCGGUUGCCCAGCAGCAACCUGAGGAACCAAAACGAGGCCAGUCCGCUCUCAAUGCCGCCAGUCACGACACCCGGCGGCGGCUUCUCUCUCACCAGAACCGGUAGCAACAAGUUGAAGAAGGAAAAGCCUGGCGAUCCGUGGUUCAGGGUAAGGCAGCAGGCGGAGCAGCAAUACAGCAACGCUGAUACGCGAAAUCUCGCCAUGGACAGGUCAGCCGCUGCUAUAGGCGGUAGCGCAGGCUCAGUGCAGCGAUCAGGCUCUUUACAGGGCCAACAGUACCCUCGAGAUCCCAGUAUCCCCUCCGAGCAGGUCGAGCGGGCCGGCGUACCAAUCAGGAGACAAUCAUUCGAUCAAUACGAGGUUCCCCAGCGUGAACCAGUACCUGUAGAUGGAGCACCAGCUGUUGCGCUCCAGACCGGGCGGUACGCAGAUGCUCGGCGACAGCGACGGAACGAGGACAGCGAUUACAACUCCUCCGACGAUGAGCGCGGUCACCAUGUCUCGAACAUGAUCUACCGAAAGAAGGAGCAUAUGAGCCCUGGUCGCGGAUUGUACCUACCGCCUCAAUGGCUUAAUGAGUGGCAGAAAAGCACGACUGGCCUUCUUGGAGGCUCGCUACUCGACCUCAGUCAGGAACAGCUUCCGGUGAUUGAUAAAACCACGCCGUGGUGGGAAGGCGACAACACGAGGAGGCGGUCUAGUGUUAAUUCGAGGCCACGCAAAGCUGAAGCAUUCGACGGCGAGUACGACGAAACAACAGCGCCCACUAGGUUUAAGCCAUCUCUGCACCUCAAAUGUGGUCCACUUCUGCGCUACUGCGGUAUUCGACAUGAGAAGGGCUUGGUCGGUCGCUCAACCAAAGCUGCUCCUGCGGAUAGAGAGAUUUGGAGAGGCACGGUCAUGAUUGUGACACAAGACUCCCAGUCGUCAUACGAAAUUUCUCCUACACUUCGCCUGUUCGUUCAACCGAUAGAGCUGUUGCCUCCGCCUCCCCAUGAGAUCUCGGGCGAACAACCACUAGCCCCUGAGGACGAAACAGACGAGGGUCUCUUCGAGACUUUGAGAAGCCCUCCCGACUACCCUGUAGCCGAGGGUGCCGUAGAUCUCUCAUACACCAGUCGGCGCGCCCGCGCCAAACUGGAUGGCGAAAGAGCAUCAAAGUACAAAGAUGUACGAGGAUUCCGUUUGCAUGCUGAGAGGGGUUACACCUUCUGGCGCUUCAACAUUGAGGUCGAGCUCGGCGCGAAGCAGCAGCGCAUCGCCUACCGGAUCAACAGAGGUCCUGCUCUAGGAUUUUGGGUUCCUGCCAAGGGGCAGUCGAUGAACAUUAUGUUCCACAGCUGCAAUGGCUUCAGCAUGAGUGUUAACCCCAAUGACCUGAGCGGCCCUGACCCUAUGUGGCGAGACGUUCUUAACAAUCACCAGACAAACCCUUUCCACGUCAUGAUUGGAGGCGGUGACCAGGUCUACAACGACUGCCUGAUAGGCCAAAGCGACCUUUUCAAUGACUGGUUGGACAUUCGGAACCCCCUACAAAAGCACAACGCGCCUUUCACACCGGCAAUGCAGAACGAGCUUGAAUCGCUCUACCUCGAGCGGUACUGUAUGUGGUUCUCGCAAGGUCUCUUUGGGCUCGCCAACUCGCAAAUUCCCAUGAUCAACAUGUGGGAUGACCAUGACAUUUCGGACGGCUACGGUUCAUACCCGCACCAUGACCAGAACUCGCCGUGCUUCUCCGGUUUAGGUGCUGUUGCAUUCAAGUACUACAUGUUAUUCCAGCAUCAGAGCAUCCCUGUCGAAACCCCAUCCACGGAACCGAGCUGGCUCCUUGGCGAGAAGCCUGGGCCGUACAUCAACGAGCUUAGUCGCAGCCUUUUUACGUCUUUGGGCUCCAAGGUUGCGCUAUUAGCCGUCGAUGCCCGCACCGAGAGGACUGAGGAUGAUGUUAUCAGCGAGGGAUCCUGGAAACUGAUCAUGGAUCGCUGCUAUGCAGAAGUCAAGAGUGGCACAACGGAGCAUCUGUUGGUGCUACUUGGAGUGCCCAUUGCUUACCCAAGAAUGGUGUGGCUUGAGAACAUCCUCACUUCUCGGAUCAUGGAUCCUGUCAAAGCCAUGGGUAAGCUUGGUUUGCUUGGGAACGCACUCAACCGCAUCGACGGCGGUGUUGAGGUGUUGGACGAUUUGAACGAUCACUGGACAGCCCGCAACCACAAGAAAGAGAGGAGUGUGGUCAUCGAAGACUUGCAGGAUCUGGCUGCAGACAAAUCAGUGCGGAUCACAAUUCUCAGUGGCGACGUUCACCUUGCCGCCGUGGGACAAUUCUACACCAACCCCAAGAUCAGUCUUCCGAAGCACAAGGAUUUCCGCUACAUGCCGAACAUUAUCUCCUCAGCAAUCGCUAACACGCCACCGCCGAAUAUGCUUGCUGAUGUUCUCAACAAGCGUAACAAGGUGCAUCACUUUGACGAGAACACUGACGAGUCCAUGAUCCCCAUGUUCUCGCACGGCGUAGAUGGAAAGCCGAGGAACAACAAGCAUCUGCUUCCACACCGCAACUGGUGCUCUAUCCGCGAGUGGAAGCCAGGGAUGACACCACCACCGACGCCUCCUCUUUCAAACCACGACGGAAGCCCCAGUUCUCCUCUCGCAAGAAAAGACAGCAACGGGGGUGUUAUGCGGCGCCUGACCAAGACUCGUGGCCCUCAAUACCGUCCUGACGCACCGCAACAACGCGAAUCCCGGCCGCCCAUCACAGGCGAGAAGUCUGGUGGACUGUUCCGCAGUCCUCGCAAGUUCUUUAACCGGCGUCCCAGUAUAUCACGACCGGAUGAUGGCGGAAUCAAUGGCCAAUGGGGCCAGGCUGACGGGGAAGCCGACUUCUACCAGUACGAUGAUCCUCGCCGACCUCCUUCGCCGCCUAGGCAGCAGAGAGGUCUAGUCCUUCGUGGAGGCGGACGGCCUCAAUUUGAUGAUCGACAUGAUGAGUUCCAGCCUGGUGACGAGGACUACUUUACGGCCAGGGCACCUCCUCGUCCUCCUAAGCCGCCACAUCAGCAACAGCUGUACCCGCAAGGUUACCAAGAAGACGCACCACCUGAGCCGCCCGUGCCGAUCAGACCAUUCCAUCGAACGCCUACGGGGCUGAGGAGGAACCAGACGGGAAAGGGAGUUGCUGGAGCACAUGACAUUGAUCUUGAAGGCGGCCUUGACAUCUGUCUCAAUGUAGAGGUGAAUCCUCGAGACCCAGCCGGUAUCACAGUGCCAUAUCGUCUACUUGUGCCACGUUUGUUCUGGGAAGAUUCCAAGGACGAAACGCCUCCAGUGGUGCAGCAGCCAGCUCCAUCGGCCUUCAAACGAUUGCUGAGCUUUAGAAAGAAGCAGCAAACGGGUGGUGGUCCAGUCAGCCCCCAACAGUCGAGCUCUGUGCCCGCGAGCCAGGAGUAUCUUGGGGGCCGUGGGGAUGGAGGACAGUGGGGGCCAGUAGCACGGGGCCCACAGCCGCCGGCUCAGCAGCAUUACCACCACCAGGCGCCCCCUCCUCAACAACAGCAGCAGCAACAGUAUGGACAGCCAGUUCAGCGCCAGCAUCAUCAUCACACGAGUCAGCAACAACAGCCUAUGAUGACCCGUGCUGGACUUUCACAGCCGUCAUCUAGCCGGGCGGGCGGCUUCCCGCAAGCGCAUGUACCACCUCCACAGCACUUUCAGACGCAACCAGGCUCAGGGAAGCACGACGAGAUUGAGUAUGAGGAGUAUUAUGAUACGCCAGACGAGGACGCUGGACGUUCAAAGAGGAGAUAUCAAGGCUUGGUAACGAGGAUUGAAAAAACGCACGAUUAG